Molecule: messenger RNA, 177 nt
Organism: Symbiodinium pilosum
Lineage: Eukaryota; Dinophyceae; Suessiales; Symbiodiniaceae
Source: the annotation of a GenBank genome assembly
GUUCUGGCCCAGGAACUCGACGACCUGAAGCACCGUCGCGUGCAGAUGCGGGCAGACAAUCGUGCCUUGGCGCAGCAGGAGAAGAACCUCAAGAAGCGUCGGGCGGCGCGCCAGCCCAGUGACGAUGACCUUCUCGUCUUGUUGCGUCAGCCGCCAGGCGACCCUGCUCUAGAGUGA